AUGGUUUAUCGAGCACAGCCGCUACUUGCUCAUCCCCUGCCGCAGCAUACGGGCCCCUACGCCGUUGGCGCCAUCGACGUCGAGGCUCCGGUGCUGCCCGCCCGCACCAUUCACCCGGCCCGGUUCAAGGGAACCGACGAGAAGGCGUUUGAGCUGCAGACUGUCCUGUUCACGCUGUACUAUCCCGCGAGCUAUGCCGCCGCGGCAUCCAGUCAUGCAAAGAGGCACACCUGGAUCCCGGAGCCGCUCUCCCUUCGGGCCCGGGGGUACGCCAGAGCCGCACACAUCAGCAACUGGUUUACGGAUAAGGUUUUGACAACGGCCAUCAACGCCAUUGUCGGCGGCAUCACCAUUCCGGCUGCUGUGGAUGUACCCCUGAGCGGCCAUGCCGUGCCGACAUCCCAAGACAAGAGUGCCGACGAGACCAAGCAAGAUGUCAUGGCGGGCGAUGACGGGCCCAGCGAUGGGUACCCCGUCAUCAUCUUCUCCCACGGCACUGUUGCAUCUCGGACCGACUACUCUCACUACGCCGGCGAGCUUGCCGCCCGAGGCCACAUUGUCGUCAUGCUCGAGCACCGCGACGGCUCCGGGCCCAGCACCAUCAUCAGGCAACACGGCGCCGCCAACGUGACCCGCCUCCUCUUCGACGUCUCAUCGGUCGAAACGCCCGACCACAAGCAGUCCCUCACGGUCGAGGAAUUCCACCAAGCCCAGCUCGCCUUCCGCGAAGCCGAAAUCGAAGCCGCAGUCCGCGUCCUCAAAGCCAUCAACGCAGGCGACGGCGCCUCCGUCCGGCGGCACAACCCCUACGGUGAAGGGCGCGACCUGCCCCACUGGGCCGGCCGCCUCAACACGCGCGCCAUGAUCGUGGCCGGCCACAGCUACGGCGCGACGGGCGCCCUGCAGGCGCUGCGCGGCGGGCCCACCGACGCCCGCCCCUUCGCCGCCGCCAUCGUCCUCGACCCGGGCAAGCAGAGCGGCCCGCUCAACCGCGACGUGCGCGUGCCGCUGCUCGUCGUCCACAGCAACUCGUGGAGCAGCAGGACCAGCCUGUUUUACGGCCGCGCCCAUUUCGAUACCGUCAAAGAGAUCGUUGAGCAGAAUAAUGCGCGCGGCAACCCCAGCUGGUUCAUGACCUCAAUCGGCACCUCGCACCCCUCGGUGACGGACGCGCCGCUGCUCGAGCCGUGGCUGUUGAGCUUCACGACGGGCGCGACCAUCAAUGUGUACCAGGGCCUUAGGCAGUAUGUGCAUGUGGCCGAGGACUUUUUGGCGUUUGUGGCCGGCGGGGAGGUGAGGGGGUUGCUGGCGGAGAAGGCCGAGUUUCCGCAGUACGACGAGGGCGCCGUUCUCGGGUUGGGGAAGCCUGGGCAAGGAGGCAGGAAUAAGACCAUCGUGGAGGAUGUGGUGCAGGGAGAGUGGGCGGAUUGGAGGAGGUACUGGCAGAUUCAUGUCUCGCCGGCUGGAACUGCUGGAACGAAACAGGAGUAG
Molecule: messenger RNA, 1491 nt
Organism: Parathielavia appendiculata
Lineage: Eukaryota; Fungi; Ascomycota; Sordariomycetes; Sordariales; Chaetomiaceae
Exons: 2
Coding region: 1-1491 (496 amino acids)
Molecular function (GO): 1-alkyl-2-acetylglycerophosphocholine esterase activity
Source: RefSeq, a predicted model, not a curated record